GUUUUCUCUCUCUCACAGUAUGCAACUGUAAUGGUCACAGUCACUGUGUAAAUGGCAGCCAAUGUAUAAUGCCUUGUGCCAAUAACACGGCUGGAUCCCACUGCCAACAUUGCAUUGAAAAGUUUUUUGGAAAACCUAUCAAUGGAGGCUUAUGCAAACCUUGUGAGUGCAAUGAGCAUGGAGAUACUUGCAACAGGGAGUCUGGUCGAUGCAAUUGCAACACCAAGGGAGUUACUGGGGAUCAUUGUGAACGAUGUGACACCCAAAACAACUAUGUCGGUGAACCUCUGCGUGGUUCUUGUUUUUAUGAUCUCCAAAUUGAUUAUCAAUUCACUUUUAACCUCUCCAAGCAUGAAGACAGACACAUCCGCCAAAUAAAUUUCUUCAAUGUGCCCACCAAAAGUGAUGUAGAUACAGAUUUUGAUAUAUUGUGUUCAAAAGCUGCCAAGAUAAAAAUAUCAGCCAAAACUACCAAGAGCCACGAAUCUUGGAUUAUUCGUAAUUUCACUGGGACGAGAAUCAAGCGGAGAUUUAGUGCUUCCGAGUACACAUUUGGCUCAGCUGAUAACAGUACUACUUUCCAUGUAUAUGUCUACAACUUUACUCCACCCAUUGAAAUUAUCGUAUCGUUUUCCCAGCAUCCGAAGUUGGAUCUCAUCCAGUUUUUUUCCAUUUUCUCUUUGUAAGUAUACAUAUGUUUUGUUUAACUUUUGGCAGAUUAAGUUAAGUAUAUCUUAGUUUUACCAGACCACUGAGCUGAUUAACAGCUCUCCUAGGGCUGGCCCGAAGGAUUAGAUAUUUUUACGUGGCUAGGAACCAGUUGGUUACCUAGCAACGGGACCUACAGCUUAUUGUGGUAUCCGAACCACAUUAUAUCGAGAAAUGAAUUUUUAUCACCAGAAAUAAAUUUCUCUGGUUCUGCAUUGGCCGAGCUGAGAAUCAAACUUUGGACCACCGGAUUGGUAUCCGAGCGCGAAAUCCACUCGUCCAAAGAGGAACUGAACCUUUGGCAGAACUGAUGUAGUUGGGAAGAAAUAGAGAAGAUUGGAAUUCCAUGAUUGCUAAAAUCUUGGGAUGCAUUCUAGUCUCGGCCAAAGGAUUUGUUCUGGAAAAAUUAAAAUGGAGUAAAGCAGAAUA
Messenger RNA from Macrobrachium nipponense, 1137 nucleotides. RefSeq names its product attractin-like. Gene Ontology annotation, biological process: tissue development; animal organ morphogenesis. Lineage: Eukaryota; Metazoa; Arthropoda; Malacostraca; Decapoda; Palaemonidae. The coding region runs from base 69 to 686 and encodes 205 amino acids. The transcript has 4 exons. The record is from RefSeq and is a predicted model, not a curated record.